AUGCACGAAACGAGAUCCAGAGAGAUAUAUUCCCUCUACGAAAACCCCCUUACCUUCCGACAAUCAUCGCAUGGCGAAUCUCUUCUGAACUGGUUAGCAUCGGUCAAACCAUACGGCCUUCGUCGAUGUAGGUCCGAAACGAACAUCCAACUCUUGCCCGAUUUCUACGCAAAUACGGCGCUACCAGACACCGCCAUUGCUCCAUCUCUGGACCAGGAUAACUUUUGUCACGUGGCAGGGGGUUCUCGCUUAGAUGGAUCAGACUCUUCCUCCGAGGUGCCAAAAAAAGCUGCUCACAGCAAUUUCCGGCCCAUGCUUUUCGCAAAUGGUAUAUCUAUGGUUGAAGCCGGAGAAAAGGUGCCAAGUAACAUUCAGUCGGUGUUAGAUUUCAUCACCUCUGAAUGUGGCCAACCGCUAAACGCGGGAAAGUCAGCAUUAGAGCAGGACUCAAAGAAGUGUGAAAAUAUGGCCAUCGAAGGGGUUUACCAGGAAGAUAUUAGGGAUUUCUUUUGUCGCUAUCUUUUCUCCAGUAAGAGCCUUCCCGACAAUAUACGCAGAAACGGGACGGUGAUGGAAAGAGAUGAUAUCCCAAUCGCCCGCUCUUGGGGGGCAGGGUCGGCGAUCAGCACUCCCGAUCCAGAUUUGCUUCUAGGAUAUAAUUCAUGGAGCUUCCCAAUCACGCAAAUACCUUAUCUAUACCACUGGGAUGAGAACAAUACAAAGUUCGCUUUUCUUUCUGUCGACUAUCAGGGAGACCAUACCUGUUCCGCCAGCAGGCUCUGGGUCGCUACAAAUCACUGCAUGGUAGCAACUGCUACUUGCGUUCAAAUUAUGAAGAAACUGCGGGCUGCAGUACUGGAACGAGGGGAUGUCGAAGUAGCUAGCACUCUCGACCAGCAUGUCUUCGGGCUCGUUACAAAUGGCACAGAAGCGAGGCUUUUUGUAACAUACCCGGAAGAAUCCGAGGAUGCACAUAUCAGGUUUCAUACCAAGCUUAUCCGUGGUUUUCUACUAUACGAUACGCAACACCGUGGAGACCUAAAGAGGUGUACCGACAAGAUCUUCGAGUGGGCUGAAGAACGUCGGGGUCGCAUUAAGGUUGCUAUCGAUGUCAUCCUGCCUGGAAUCCUGGCCCCGGGGAAGAAAAGGAAGCGUCAGCGGGGAGAAUAA
Messenger RNA from Clonostachys rhizophaga, 1170 nucleotides. NCBI's taxonomy places the organism in Eukaryota, Fungi, Ascomycota, Sordariomycetes, Hypocreales, Bionectriaceae. The record is from the annotation of a GenBank genome assembly.